GACGCCUGCUUCUGCACCAGCUUUGUCGUAGGAGUUAAUCCUGUCUUUGUCUUUGCAAGAUGUCUGAGAGAACUCUCCCCCUGGUUUUCAUUAAUCUUGGUGGAGAAAUGCUUUACAUACUGGACCAACGCCUGCAAGCUCUCAACACGUCUGAGGACAAUUCAGAGAAAGUUAUGAAUGACAUUGUUGGGACACUGUUUAGUAAAGACUUUAUGGAUGAACUUCUCAAACCUCAGCAGCUGUAUUCUCACAGGACAAUGAAAACAGUGCUAACUCGGAUAGCGCACGCCUCCAUCAUGAGGUUGAACCCAGCCAGCAUGGACAGGCUUUAUGAGCUGAUGGUCAUGGCACUCAAAUAUCAGGUCUUCCUCUGCCCUCGGCCUAAAGACUUGCUGCUCAUCACUUACAAUCACAUAGACACCGUAAGGGAAUUUGUGAAAGACACUCCUGUGCUCGUGAACCAAGUGGAUGAGACACAUAGGAAGAUCAUUGAGGUGUACUCAUCUCUACCAGAAGGUGAAUUCCAGCUUCUCAGGCAAACACUGCUCAUAUUUUUUCAAGACCUGCAUGUUCGUGUGUCACUUUUCCUCAAAAAUCAAGCCCAGAAUCCCAAUGGACGUUUUGUCCUGUCAACAUCAGGCCCAGUGCCACAUGGGGUGGAUGUUCCAGGGCUUAUUAGGACGUUUGACAGUAAGGGCAGAGAAGUGAGACGACGCGAGUUCCCCACAGGAGGAAGUUACACCAGCCCCAUCAGAAAGGGAUGCUUCGAACUGCAUGGAGACAGAGUCCUCAGACUGGGCAUAAACAUGUACACCGUGAACCAUCCAGAGGAGACACAUACAUCCAAGACUCCCUCUGUCAAGACAGGUGACACUCCCAACCUGCUGGCCAAAGAGGAGCUGAACCUGCUGGCUCGUCUGAUGGGCAGCAUGAAGGCAGAGAACAGGCCAAAAACUGAGAGAGGCUUUAGGAUCAACCUGUUCACUACAGACCAAGAGGAGGAGGAGGCGGUGGCUUCAGGUGCUGAGCAGUCCAUGUUUGGAGUGAUAAAUAUUCAAGCAAUGCAGGAUGAACAGGCUGCGACUCAGCUGGCUCGAAUCGCCGGAGAGUUUGCAGAAGGAGAGGAGCAGCCUGAAAAUCCCAGCAGCAGCAGCAAAGGAGACGACCUGCUGGCCAUGAUGGAUGACCUUUGACCCUGUUGUGUCAAUGAGUUUCAUUUACUGUUUCAACUUUACCACCUAACUCUUAAUCUCAAAAUUACAUUAAAAAUCUCAAAAUUACAUUAUCAAAAUUAUCUGUCACUGUGAUCUCCUGUUUAACCUGUAAAAUAUGCAGUUGCAGGUUGUUUAACAUUAAAAUACAUCAGAGAGUAAAAUACAUAUCUAAUAACUCAU
Messenger RNA from Epinephelus fuscoguttatus (brown-marbled grouper), 1394 nucleotides. It is a transcript of the gene oscp1a, whose product is annotated as organic solute carrier partner 1a. Bases 60 to 1193 code for a protein of 377 amino acids. Gene Ontology annotation, cellular component: cytoplasm; plasma membrane. The transcript is spliced from 10 exons. The record is from RefSeq and is a predicted model, not a curated record. NCBI's taxonomy places the organism in Eukaryota, Metazoa, Chordata, Actinopteri, Perciformes, Serranidae. Gene Ontology annotation, biological process: transport.